Molecule: messenger RNA, 1371 nt
Organism: Archocentrus centrarchus (flier cichlid)
Lineage: Eukaryota; Metazoa; Chordata; Actinopteri; Cichliformes; Cichlidae
Exons: 5
Coding region: 68-643 (191 amino acids)
Source: RefSeq, a predicted model, not a curated record
AUCUGAUCCACGGCUCAUUUCCACAGUGAGAAACUGAUCCUGCACAGCUCUGCACUGACCAAAGGAGAUGCGCGGCCUGCUGACGACUCAGAGCCAGAACUGCUACAGCGAGCAGAUCCAGAAGGAGAUGCUGACUCGUUUAGCCUGGAAGAGCCGCUACGCCAAACUCUACCCAUCCAGCUACCAUCCCGGAAACAGCAGCGGGGAGCCCACACAGCUGCCUCAGCUGCCUGCUGAGCCUCAGGCUGUUGUGCCUCUUGUUACCAGGACAACCGAGAAGCAGAGCGACCUUCUUCCUCCUCCUCCUCCUCCUCCUCCUGUGCGCUCUGUGGGAGGUGAACAGCGGCUCAGCGUGCCUCCUCUGAUGAGGCCGGCUUCUCCCCACACCAGAAGGACUCUGUAUCAGGACUCCUCUCACCAUGGAAAGGGGAGGAGUCUGUACCUGCAGAGACGCGGCCACAUGAAACCUGAGGAGAAGUUUAACUUUCCCCUGCUCUCCUCCUGGGAGUACGGCUGGAGGCUCGGUGACUACACGCUGGAUUACAGAACUCCGUCCAGCGCCAGGUCAUCUCUGGUGAAGAACACCUUCUACGCCAGGAACGGCGUGUUCAGCCGCCCAACAGCUACCGACACCCUGGGCUGAUCCGAUACAGGGGGCGCGCUUCAAUGAGAGUGAAGCUUUCUUCAUUUUAACAGCCAAUAGUGCCAACAAAUAUAACCCAAAACGAAUCCAUCCAGAAAUCCUGCACUUCCUGUAACACUGUGUGUUUACGACACACAUGCCUGUAGGGUUAAGUGUCUAAUAACCUGAUACCCCGUCAUGGAUAUUUAAUGAGCCGCUUCCCCGGAAAGAGUCCGGAAGAAUCAGCUGACCUUUGUCCACCUGAAACCCGAGUAUCAGGUGUGUUACAGAGAGCCACCAGAGGAAAUGUUACACACCACAAGCUUAGUACUGAUUCCUAAUUAGAUAUAAUUAUUUAAUCUGUUCUGCUCAUUUCCAGAUCAGUAUAACCCUUCUUUAUCUUAUACUGGGCCUUGGUGCAGCCCCUCAGUUCAUCCUCUGUCUGAAACAAUCUGUUUAGCUCCUCCCUAUUUAAGGUAACUUUCUUCUGAUUGGCUACUGCUUAUACAGUGUCUUGGUUUCUUCCUGUUUUGGUCUCUCGUGAGUCUCUCAGUGUGUUUCAUGAGCUCAGUGUGGUUUAUUAUUAAUCAUGUACAUUGUUUGAGCUUAAAAUUAAUAUUUUCUGCAACCUCUGUGCUCACGCUGCUGUAGUUACAUUAAAGUUAUUUCACACAAUCAUAAAAGCUCUUGUGGAGGCAGCAGUGUGAGCAGGGCCGGGUAGAUACCUUUAUUAUCCUUAAAAAAUAAAA